AUGGAGCUUGCUGGUUGUACCAAUGCCGUGGUGAACCCAUCAUUUGAGUCAGGGUUUUUAUACCCAUGGGUCCCAUCUACAGUCAAUGUUGCAAAAGUCAGCAAUGGCACGAGCGCAUAUGACGGAAAUUACUACCUUGAUAUUCAGACUGCCGUAGGAAAUCGGGGUAACACCAUCUCCCAGUCUUUGCAGCAUCUCGAACCACGCACGAAAUAUACAUUCAGCGCAAGCGUCCAAGCUUCAUCACCGUCUGGUUUUGAGUAUUGUUCUGUGUACGUAUACAUGGGACGUAAUGCGACUACCGGCCAGAUUGCAUCCUCGCAACUGUUUACGUUCGGCGAGUGGACGUCGGUGACUGGAACGUAUUCGCCACGAAGGUCAGAAGAGACCCUAAACAUCAUUGCUAGCUGUGACUCCGAGGAUUCUUCGGUUACCGGUAAUGUCUGGAUUGACGAUGUCAUUUUCAGUGCGGGCCACAAUUGUGGAGCAUUGUUGAACUGA
Messenger RNA from Penicillium subrubescens, 501 nucleotides. RefSeq names its product carbohydrate binding domain-containing protein. The record is from RefSeq and is a predicted model, not a curated record. Bases 1 to 501 code for a protein of 166 amino acids. NCBI's taxonomy places the organism in Eukaryota, Fungi, Ascomycota, Eurotiomycetes, Eurotiales, Aspergillaceae. Gene Ontology annotation, molecular function: hydrolase activity, acting on glycosyl bonds. The transcript has 2 exons.